Molecule: messenger RNA, 5849 nt
Organism: Uranotaenia lowii
Lineage: Eukaryota; Metazoa; Arthropoda; Insecta; Diptera; Culicidae
Gene: Synj
Product: synaptojanin-1
Exons: 7
Coding region: 765-4523 (1252 amino acids)
Biological process (GO): synaptic vesicle endocytosis; phosphatidylinositol dephosphorylation
Molecular function (GO): nucleic acid binding; phosphatidylinositol-4,5-bisphosphate 5-phosphatase activity
Source: RefSeq, a predicted model, not a curated record
CAAUCGAUUUUUCAAUCGCGAAACGUCAAACGGGCAAGUUGCAGCAGCAGCACCUCCACGGAAAUUCAAUUUCGGUCGGUCGAUUACUUGAAAAAAAUCCGUAUUAUAAUUCGCGAUGUUGUGAUUUACGCCUUCGCGGUAAAGUUCGGCGCUAAACCUGUGUGUUGCGCAAGUGAUUAACCCUUGCAGGAGAAGUUUUUUUCCAGGAAACAAGCCAUCGAGAAAGUGCGACUUCAAUGUAAUUUAUCAAUAAGAAGAAGCAAUUUAUUAACCGUAUGGGCAAAACAGUGUCAUCGAUAUCAUUAACAAAGGGUGUUUAAAGGUACAGCUGAAGGUUCCAGCUAAAGGGGAAUUACCAGUGAUUGGAUGUUUGUAUCUCUUACGUCACGCGAAAUAUAAGUUUUUAUAAAAAUCUACAUAUUUAAUAACAACCAGCCACUCGAAAAAAAAGUAAAAUCUAAUCGGGGUUUAUAAAAUCGAAAGCAAAAAUACAGUGCAGUGAAGGAAUUUUCUACACGUUUCUUUCGCCAUUAACCUGUGGUUAAGCCGAAAAUAUCCAAGCCGCAUCAUCUUCAUCGAUCCAACCGAGCAUCACCGCAUUAGUAUCUCCAGCAAACCGUGGGAAUUUUAUUCCAGCAGGGCGCGCGGGGGCGUUUUGCCUUCUUUUCUCCGAAACGGCGAAGGACAACAAAGAUAAACAGGAAAAUAACAGGAACGAUUGCGCGACUUGCUGUAUAACCUAAUUGCAGCCAGCUUCAGCAAACAUGGCGCUGUCCAAAGGAUUCCGAGUGCUGGAAAAAUCGAAGCCACCCUCACCACACAGUGUCCUGCUGGAACAUCGGAAUAAAUCCGAAACGUUACUCUUCGAAUCACAAGCUGUGGCUGUGUUGUCUGCCCAAGAAACGGAAAUCGUCCGCAAGCAGUACACGAAAGUUUUAGACGCCUACGGUUGUCUCGGAGUGCUGCAACUUAAUGCCGGCGACAGUUCCCUACUCUAUCUGGUUAUGGUAACUGGAUGUUUUUCGGUUGGAAAAAUCGUUGAUUACGAAGUUUUUCGGAUCACCCAGACUCAGUUUGUGUCGCUCCAGUAUCAGCCGACCAAUGAAGAUCGCAUUUCGGAAAUACGCAAAGUCCUCAAUUCGGGCACAUUCUACUUCUCCUUUGCCAAUCAAAGUGCCAGCAGUACCCUGCAGCAGGUGGGCGGUUCCAGUGGCUACAAUUUUGAUAUAACUUUAUCUGCCCAACGCCGUAGACGAACUACAAAAACAGACAAUCGGUUUUUCUGGAAUCGAAUGUUGUUCAUUCAUAUGCUGCGGUUUGGUGUCGAAUGUGAAUUUUGGCUGCUGAAGGCCAUGUGCGGUUCGGUUGAAAUUAGAACUGUCUAUGCCGGAAGCAAACAGGCUAGGGCUGCUAUCAUUUCACGAUUGAGCUGUGAACGAGCUGGAACAAGAUUUAAUGUGCGAGGCACGAAUGAUGAAGGAUGUGUAGCAAAUUUUGUCGAAACAGAACAGUGCAUUUACCUAGAUGCUGAGGUAUCAUCAUAUAUCCAAACACGUGGCAGCGUUCCAUUAUUUUGGGAACAACCGGGCGUACAAGUGGGCUCACAUAAAGUGAAACUGUCUCGUGGCUUUGAAACAUCCAGAUCUGCCUUCGAUCGCCACAUGACAGCCAUGAAAUCGCGCUAUGGCAAACAAGCUAUAAUCAAUUUACUAGGCACCAGUUUAAUCGGCAGCAAAGAAGGUGAAGCAAGUUUGAGUAACGAAUUUCAGAGGCAUCACAAAGAAUCGAACCACACCGAUGUACCACAUAUCGUCUUUGAUUACCACCAAGAGUGUCGGGGUGGAAAUACUGGUGCGUUGUCCAAAUUGAAAGCCAAAAUAGAUGCCAUGUGCUCAGACUUUGGAUUGUUCCACGCUGUCGGAGACAGCGUGUUCCGCGAACAAAAGGGUGCCAUUCGGACAAAUUGCCUCGAUUGUUUGGACCGUACCAACUGUGUUCAAACUUACAUCGGAUUGGAGAUUCUGAACGAACAAAUUUCUCAAAUGUCCACCCUUUCCGACAAAAAGCAGCAAAUCAGUUCGCGGUUUGAAGAAGUAUUCCGACAAAUGUGGAUCAACAAUGGUAAUGAAGUGAGCAAAAUUUACGCUGGUACCGGCGCCAUUCAAGGUGGCUCAAAACUCAUGGAUGGUGCUCGUUCGGCAGCGAGAACCAUUCAGAACAACCUUUUGGAUAACUCGAAGCAGGAAGCUAUCGAUGUUCUGUUAGUUGGAUCUACGCUUAGCUCUGAACUGGCUGAUCGUGCUAGGAUCUUGCUGCCCUCAAAUUUGUUACACGCCCCAACUCCUGUCUUGCGGGAGAUGUGUCGACGGUAUGACGAGUUUGUUGGACCGUAUGACAUGAGAAUUGCCUGCGGUACCUACAACGUUAACGGGGGCAAACAUUUUCGUAGUGUUGCCUACAAGGACGUUUCAUUGGCUGAUUGGCUGCUGGAUUGUCAUAAAUUGGCACGUUCUCGGUCUCUGGUAGAUGUUGCCAACCCGGAAGACACUAAUGAGCCACCGAUAGACAUAUUUGCUGUUGGUUUCCAAGAAAUUGUUGACUUAAAUGCAUCCAACAUUGUGGCAGCAAGCUCUGAUAACGCUAAAGCCUGGGCUGAAGAGUUACAGAAAGUGAUUAGUCGUGAUGAGGAAUAUGUUCUGCUCACUUAUCAGCAGCUAGUGGGAGUUUGUUUGUACAUCUACGUAAGGCCACAGCAUGCUCCUUACAUUCGAGAUGUGGCAUCCGAUUGCGUCAAGACUGGGUUGGGUGGUGCAACUGGUAAUAAAGGAGCAGCAGCAAUACGUUUUGUGAUUCAUGGCACUUCGAUUUGUUUCGUGUGUGCUCAUUUUGCCGCUGGUCAAUCCCAAGUUACCGAACGAAAUGCAGAUUAUGCUGAAAUAACCCGUAAAAUAGCAUUCCCAAUGGGUCGAACAUUAAAGUCUCACGACUACGUGUUUUGGUGUGGUGAUUUUAACUAUCGCAUCGAUAUGGAUAAAGAGGAACUGAAGGAGACUUUGAAACAGAACGACCUCGCUUCCGUUUUACAAUUUGACCAGCUGCGAAUACAACAGAAUACCGGCAGUGUUUUCAAUGAUUUCCUAGAAGGGGAGAUUUCAUUCCAACCCACGUACAAGUACGAUCUGUUUAGUGACGAUUACGACACAAGCGAGAAAUGCCGUGCUCCAGCCUGGACGGAUCGUGUUUUGUGGCGACGAAGGAAACAGAGCCCAGACGCUGAUAAGCACCCGAACUGGAAUCCGGGACGAUUGGUUCAUUAUGGAAGAGCUGAGUUGAAGCAGAGUGAUCAUAGGCCGGUGAUUGCCAUAAUAGAUGUUGAGCUUUGUAAAAUCGAUCCACAACGAAGAGCGCAGGUAUUCAACGAUGUCAUCACAGACUUAGGUCCUCCAGAUGGAACUAUACUUAUUCAAUCAAUGAACUCAUCUUCCAAUGCUGAUUCUGGCGAUGAAGAUGAAGGCAGCAUAUAUGAUGAAAACUUGAUGAGUGCAUUAAUUCAAGAGUUGACUCAAAUCGGCGAAGUCACAUUGGUACGCUUCGUUGGAGACAUUAUGUGGGUGACGUUCCGCGAUGGACAAUCCGCAUUAACGGCAGCUCAAAAAAAGUUUGUUCAAGUUUGUGGUGUCAGUCUUUCUAUAAAAUUGAAAACCGACAACUGGAUACAGCGAGUAGAGCAAGAGAUUCUCCUCUGCACACCCAACACAGUCAGUUUCUGCGAUAGCCAGAUGGGCGAUUACAACAGCUUGGGUAUUCCCGAAGUUCCAUCGCGUCCCAAAAGUCCUCCCACAAUGCAGCAGCCACCAUUACGUCCCGCACCACCUAGUCGCCCGCCACUUCCUAAAUCACCACAAGCUUCUCCAAAACACCAACCCCAGGCGCCACAAUCUUCAACCCAUCACCAUCAUCACCCCAAGGUAGGAGUGAUCAGUUUGGGUGCCGAGGUGCUGAUGGCAUCGAAACUGCAGCAGAAACCGGCCGUCCCACCAUCGCCACUGGUUCCGACUUCGGCCACAACGAAAACUACUCCCCCGAUCGAGGAGUACGCUAGUUCUAGUCCAAUCCUUGGUUCAUCGGCCCACGGAUCUUCCUCGAAUACUCCUCUUCAAGACACCGGAGCCAUCUAUGAGGAAAUCAGCGACGAUAUUGCCAUCCCUGAACCACGAGGACCUCCUCCACCACCACCCCGAUGUGAUGUGUAUGAUCUGGAUGUAGCGACUAACAACAGCGGCAACAACAAACCACAGCAGUCGUCUGUGAUCACAAAAUCCUCUCCAACAGGCGGUGCUACGUCCGGUGGCAGUUCUGGUGCUGGCUCACCACUAACCGCACAACCGCCUUCAGGAGCACCCACUGGCGGACCACCCAAGAUGAAUCCGCCACCAUUGCCGGUUCGACGAGGAGCACCACCACCAAUACCGAAUCGAAGUGGGGGCGCUCCACCGCUUCCGGCACGGCCCAACAAUUCCUAAAUACUCCCAAAGUUUAUCUGUAUAUCAAAGCAAACUAACCAAACCAGUCUAUAUAAACUCAGAAUCUAGCUAACACAGAAUAUCCCGUUGAACCGCAGCCUAGCUGGAUAGUUAUUACCAAUAUUAUUAUUUGAAUACGUAGCUGCUUUAAUAGAAGAAGCACAUGUUAGGCAGAAAAAAACUUCAAUGAGAGGAAUACCACACAGUUGACUGUGCUUGUGCGAUUCAUUAUUCUUCAAUAAUUAUCAAUAAGGAAAACAACAGGCUGAUUGGAAACAAACAAACAUUCCAUAGUUGACGCGAUAUUACUCAGCUAAUCAUGAAAAUUAUGAUAAUAAAUCGGUAUCUAAUCUAAUAGCGUAGCUCAGCUUCGUAUGUAAAUUUAGUGUAUUUAUUUAAAAAAAAUAUUGUUGAUCGUUCGACGAAAAACAAAAAUCAGUGUUGUAUCAGACAAAAAAAAACUCGCUGUAGUUAAAUCAGUUCACCAUUCACAAACAAUAUAUAGUCAACGUUUAUUGCUACCAAUAGGUAAAAUGAAUUGAUAGUGUGGAAUACCUUAAGAUAAAAGACUAUUUUGUUGAGCCGUCAACAACGACGAAAUCAUAGGUUUAAGCUUAAUCGUGCUGCAAAUCAGCUCGAGGUACUUCUGUUUAAUUUAUUCUUUUUUUUACAUCGAGAUUGUAUGGUAUGGUAACCUAUACGAGUGUAUGUAUACUUUUUUGCUAGGAAUUAAAGUUGAUGUCUUUGAAAUUGUAUUGAAUGCUAAAUUACACUUAAAUACUUUUUUUCGGUAAGAUAACAAAACAAAUGCAAAGGUUUUCAGAAUCUAAAACUGAAAUUAAUUACAACGCCAACCAUUAGUUAUCAAAUGCAUCAUAAUACACAUGACUAAAUUAUCUAACAAUCAAGCAAGCUUUAAUUUUUUGUGUUUCGAAGAUUACUAGAGAAAAAAAGUUGUCAAAUGGAUACAUAUAAUGCCUGUAAAUCUUCAUUUAUUAAAAAAAUUGUUUAUAAAAUAAUAUGUUUUAUAAUAAUGUAAUACGCGGAACUUCAAGGAAAGAUUAUGGAAUAAAGUGUUGCAAACUUAUAACUACUCAAAACCAUAACUCAAGAAUGGAAAAGACAUGGUACAAUAGCUAUUAAACAGCAUUAUUAUUGUUUUUAUUAGAAUAAAACACAAUACACACGUGUAAAGUGCAAGUGGAACCAUAUUUAGCAAACAGCACAUGCAAUUUUAAUUAUUAUAUGCAUAGAGUAAUUCACAGAAUUGUAAUUAUCAGAUAUUUGAUCCGUUACAUAUAGAGAGUAAAAAAAAGGAGAUUAAAA